AUGGCUCUUACUAGAUUAGAUAUUGAUAAAAUAAUCGAUGAUAGUCGUUUAAAACUAGACAAAUGGCGAGAUAGUAGUCUUAAAAAAUUUAAUCGGUUUUAUGACAAUAAAUGUGAUGAACUCGAACGAUAUUACACUCAAAAAGUUCGUCAACAACAAAAGGAAAUCGAUCAAUUAUAUAAACAAUUAAAUGAAUUCAAUCAGAAACAAAAUACUAUUCAUGAAGAUAAUCUGAACGAAUUACAAACAAAUAUUCUUAAUGUGAAACAAAAAAUAGCUGAAACCGAACAAAAAUUUAUUUCAAUUCAUAUUCGUUCUUUAGCAAUAGAUAAAAAUUUAAUUAUUAUUGGAGAAAUGAAAAUACAAGAAUUUGAUUUAACAACACUUUUAUUACCUUAUCAAACAUUGAAUGUUUCUGAAAAUUUUGGAUUUGGAUUGGCCAUACAUGCAAUAAUUCGAUCUUUAGCAACAUUUGAUCAAUUAUUUUCUAUUCGUCUGGAUAUAAAAUAUGUAUCAUAUCAACUACCAAUUCGUUGUUGUUCACUUCAAGAUAAUGAAUGGCUCGUUGUCGAAGCAAAUACAUCACAACUUUUUCAUAUUGGUAGAGAAGGAAAACUCAAAGGAACAGUCACCUAUGAUCAACCACCUUAUAAAGUUCUUCUAUUCGGUUCAAAUAUACUUGUUAUACGGACUGAUAGUACAAUUAAUUUUCAUGAAGUUUGGCAUUGA
Rotaria sp. Silwood1 is the source of this 729-nucleotide messenger RNA. NCBI's taxonomy places the organism in Eukaryota, Metazoa, Rotifera, Eurotatoria, Philodinida, Philodinidae. The record is from the annotation of a GenBank genome assembly.